Messenger RNA from Phycomyces blakesleeanus NRRL 1555(-), 384 nucleotides. RefSeq lists its product as hypothetical. The transcript is spliced from 3 exons. The coding region runs from base 1 to 384 and encodes 127 amino acids. NCBI's taxonomy places the organism in Eukaryota, Fungi, Mucoromycota, Mucoromycetes, Mucorales, Phycomycetaceae. The record is from RefSeq and is a predicted model, not a curated record.
AUGGAUCUCCCUCCUAUUGUAAAGACAUUCGUGUGUACUAGAUUACAAGACACGAUGAUUACCUCGACAGACUAUACCCUUUGCUUUUCGGCACUCGUGAAUAUGAUGAUAAGUGAGCUGAGGACUAGCGAAUUCUUUUUUGACAACAAUGAUAUCAAGAUUAAGAAAGUUCCUGGUCAAGUUCGAGAAUAUGUGGGACGGCAAAAAGAUAAUCAACAAACUUUUGAACAAAGUGAAGACGCCAGACAUCAGUCUCCUGAGACCUCCACCGCCGAACAGUCAGUUUACUCGCGCAUUAUGUCCUUCAACAUCAUUUUCGUCAUCGAGUGCACUACACCUGGAUUCAAUUGCAUUAUAUCAGUUAACGACCCAGAAUAUAGAUAA